Molecule: messenger RNA, 1006 nt
Organism: Danio rerio (zebrafish)
Lineage: Eukaryota; Metazoa; Chordata; Actinopteri; Cypriniformes; Danionidae
Source: RefSeq, a predicted model, not a curated record
UGUGUGUGUGCUUGUGUGUGUUUCUGUAUAUUCGGCGUUUCUUCGCUCUGCAGCGCGACGCGUCCUUCAUCUUCAUCCUCCUCGUGUUUCAGUAGUGAGCGCUCUGACUGGAGGUGAUGAGGAGGUUUUUCAGGGUGGACAGAGAUGAAGAUUUCGGCCAGAUUCAGUAUCUCACCGCUAAAUGCAUCCGACUGUCUCAGGAGAAAGCAGUGCUGCAGCAGGAGCUGCUGGUGUCCGCUGAGCGUCAGCAGGCCCUGCAGGCUCAGAUGGAGGUUCUGGCGGUGUGUGUGCGUCAGAAAGAGCAGCUGAAUGUUGAGCUGAACAUCAAAUAUGAGCAACUUCAGGAGCGCUUCCAGCAGCAACUGAGGCAGGCAGAUGUCCUCCAGCAGUGUGUGUUGUCGGUGACGGAGGACAGGUGUAGGGAUGCGUCUCUUCUGGGUCUGCAGCUGGAGCAGGUGAGCUGUGACCUACAGCAGAUGCAGAGUUCAGAGGCGAAGCUGAUGGGCCUGGUGGACGAGCUGCACCAGGAGGCCCAGCUCAGAGCACAGCAGGCAGAGGUCCUGCAGGCGCAGCUCCACCAGGAGGCUCAGUCAAAGACGCAGACUAUAGAGGAGCUGGAGACGCAGCUGAACAGUAAAGCACGAGAGCUGGCGGAGCUGCAGAUUUCCCAUGAUGCCGUGCUGCAGGAUGUGUGUAUUCAGCGUGGCGCCCACCAGAGGACACUGGAGGAACUGCGGCGCACGGCGGAUCAGUGUGAGUGGGUGUGUGAGCAGCAGCGGCGCUGGAUGAGCUGCGUCAGGAGGUUUAAGGACUGUCUGUCAGGUGAGAAGGAGUCCCUGGAGCUGCAGGUGAACAGGUUACAGGUGGAGCUGGAGACGGUCAGGAGGAGCGAACACACUGAACACUGCAGCAGUCAAACCCAGGUGUGUUUCUGACAGGUGGGAUGAGGAGCUGCAGACUGAAGCAGAGCGAUGGAGAACACUGUAUGAGGAUCUGCUGAAGCUCA